Messenger RNA from Hyla sarda, 1761 nucleotides. It is a transcript of the gene CFAP263, whose product is annotated as coiled-coil domain containing 113. The transcript is spliced from 9 exons. Gene Ontology annotation, cellular component: ciliary basal body; axoneme. The record is from RefSeq and is a predicted model, not a curated record. Lineage: Eukaryota; Metazoa; Chordata; Amphibia; Anura; Hylidae. Gene Ontology annotation, biological process: cilium assembly. The coding region runs from base 329 to 1336 and encodes 335 amino acids.
GGGGGAAGGGGUGAGAUGAUGUGAUGACGGACAGGGUAUCCAUGCUAGACGCUGCUGUAGGGGGCGCCUUAUCACAGCCAUAAACCAGUCAGAACUUUAGGGAAGAGCGGCGCUAAGUCACGUGCUUCUCCAUGGAGACGCCGAUGUCGUCAACUGUUUAACUUAACAACCAUGGCGGAGACUGAUGGGGAGAGCGUGAGGACUGAGUCCCAGGCCGGCGAGGAGUUGUACCUGUCCGAGCUGAGCCCAGAGCAGCUGCGGGCACUUAUCCGGGACACCAGGUACCGCAGCUCCCAAUGCCGUUUCCACACUCAAAGCUGAGACGGAGAUGUUUGAGAAGUUCUACAAACGACUGGAUCCGAAGGAGCUGACCCCGGCUGCCCCCUCCGAAGCUUCAGGGUCUCAUCAGGACUUCAUCCAGAUGCGCAGUCGCCGUCGUUCUAAGUCACGUAGCACCAUCUCUGAGCGUCUCCUGACCCUGAGUGUGGAUCAAAAGUGUGAGCUGGUGCAGCGGGAGCUGGAGGAAACCAGUGAGAAGGUGCAGAGAGACAGUGACAACACGGAGCACAUUCUUCAAAGCUACAAGGCCACCAUUGAAGAGGCCGAGAUCCGCAGCUCAGAAAUUAAAAAGGUCAAGUAUGAGUUUGAGCGAGACAUCGGCAGAGCUUCAGUAAGCAAUAAAAAGGGUGAAGUGGUGAACCCCGACAAGGUUCUCCGCUACAUGGAAGAAAAGAUGCUGGCAAGAGAUAGUCUGGUGGAUAAACUCCGUUUAAAGAAUGCAGCACUGAAAAUUCAAAAGAAGAAGUUACAGAUGCAGCUGAAGCAGAAGGAGGAGAUGGGUGAGGUGCUGAAUGAAGUGGAUUUCCAGCAGCUGAAAAUUGAAAAUGCACAAUUUCUAGAAAGAAUUGAUGAGAGAAACCAGGAUCUUCUGCAGUUAAAACUGACCACUGGUGACACUCUCCAAGUGCUGAACUCAUACAAGAAGAGGCUUCAGAACACAAUGGUGGAGUCUGUUCAUCUGGCCAAGGAAAUUUCAGUGCGUAAUGAGAUCCUGCAGAAAAUUGAGCUUGAAACUGUACAGGUGGAGCAGGAACGAGCAAAAGCUGAAAGUCUUAACAAGAAACUAAGGAAACAACUGAGUGACUAUCGGGUUCCAGAUGUUUUACAGUAUGUACAGGAGAAGAUGGAGCAGGAGGAGCUGGAGAAGAAUGUGCGAGCCUGGGAGAGGAAAGUAGAGAUCGCUGAGCUUUCUCUGAGGACUCAGCGCAGAAAGUGGGAGCAGAUAAAGACAGCCAGCUUGACACCAGAAUAUGAGCAGCUAUAUGGAGAACAGUGACAGAACAAAACAGAUACUUAACAACCAGUAGCUGAAGGCGGUCAAAGAAUCGGCAACAUAUUCAGUUACUAGUUUCGUGGAUUUACUAAUUUACUAAAGUAAAAUAUUUUGUCAUUUGACUUGGGUUUUUAUUAAAUCACUUUUUUUCCCCCCAUUAAGGAAGAAUAAUUAAAUCUACAGCUCUCACAUGGCUGCUACAAAGCUGUAAUAUGUCGCCUGUUAUAUAAAUCCAACAGGAAAAAAAUAGUAUACUUUAUUGGACUCCAUGUUACAGAGGUGUUAGAAGUCACUGCACAGAGUGAGUGUAGUUUCAUGGUAUAGAACCAUAAGGACUCCAAUCUCCCUCUGUACAGCCUUUUGUUUUUCUGCAUGCCUGAGGUCUUAGGAGUUAGGACAUCAUAAUUUCUGACUCUAUCUAUACCGUA